Messenger RNA from Torulaspora delbrueckii, 957 nucleotides. It is a transcript of the gene SNP1, whose product is annotated as U1 snRNP complex subunit SNP1. Gene Ontology annotation, molecular function: U1 snRNA binding; mRNA binding. The record is from RefSeq and is a predicted model, not a curated record. Gene Ontology annotation, biological process: mRNA splicing, via spliceosome. Gene Ontology annotation, cellular component: U2-type prespliceosome; U1 snRNP; precatalytic spliceosome. Lineage: Eukaryota; Fungi; Ascomycota; Saccharomycetes; Saccharomycetales; Saccharomycetaceae. The transcript has a single exon. The coding region runs from base 1 to 957 and encodes 318 amino acids.
AUGUCUUACAAUAUCACCAAGUUCCCUGCAGAUGUAUCGCGACUGUUCAAACCAAGACCUCCAUUGGCAUACAAGAAACCAGUGGAUUAUCCUCUAGAGAAGCGGCAAACCUGUCCGCACAUCACUGGCGUAUCACAAAUACUCGACAAACCACUUGCUGGUUAUCUUAGUGAUUUCCCACAGGGAUCACAGAACAAAUAUCUACAGGAUUACGAAAAGGCAGCGGAUUCCAAGAACAGAGAACAACGAGAGUUGGAGAAUAAACUAAGCGAAUGGGACCCUCAAAAUGAUCCCAAUAUGAAAGAUACCGAUCCAUAUAGAACCAUAUUCGUCGGCAGAUUGCCGUACGACAUAUCAGAGGUUGAGUUGCAAAGAAAGUUCAACGAAUUUGGUGAGAUUGAAAAGGUUCGUGUUGUUAGGGACAAGAUUAAUAACCAAUCAAAGGGCUACGCUUUUAUAGUCUUUACUGAUCCUCAAAGCAGUAAAUCUGCUUGCAAAGAAUACGGACUACACAGGGGUAUCGAGAUCAAGGGCCGCACCUGUAUCGUUGAUAUAGAGAGGGGUCGCACAGUGAAAUAUUUCAAGCCCAGGAGGUUGGGCGGCGGACUAGGUGGUAGAGGUUAUACUAGGGCUGACAAGAUGGCACGACUGUCCAAUAAUCCUGCACUAAGGUACGGUGAUAGGACUUCCAGAAGACCAGGGUAUGAACCAAACAGAUUCCCACCAAACUGGGCAGCCAAGCCAAGGUAUGCGGGACCCAGUCGAUUUUCUAAUACGGCAACACCGGUGCCAUCAUCGGUACCAGCACAGGGAAGGUACAAUUCUCAGGAUAUGCCUGCACAUAGACCCGUAGGCCCAGCAGUUUCUGCCUCGCCGGUACAAACUUCUUACAGGUCGAGAACCGCUAGAGCACAAGAGACAAGACAAACACCUAAAGCAGAGGAACCGGAUUACUAA